Molecule: messenger RNA, 1127 nt
Organism: Charadrius vociferus (killdeer)
Lineage: Eukaryota; Metazoa; Chordata; Aves; Charadriiformes; Charadriidae
Gene: NDUFV2
Product: NADH dehydrogenase (ubiquinone) flavoprotein 2, 24kDa
Exons: 10
Coding region: 1-1062 (353 amino acids)
Biological process (GO): mitochondrial electron transport, NADH to ubiquinone
Molecular function (GO): NADH dehydrogenase activity
Source: RefSeq, a predicted model, not a curated record
AUGACCACCAUUUUUGCAAAAGUAAAAUAUACAUGGAGAGAUUUUCACAGCACACUGCAUGAAUUUAAUAAGGCUGCCCCACUGAGAGCCUGGGUAGACGAGAGGGGCCUCGGGGAAGGAAAGGCCGGUACAGUGGUGGAAAAGGCGUCGGUGGCGGGUGUCUCCCUCGGCCUCGGGGCCUACCGGAGUUACCUGAGCGGCGCUAGAGUAGCACUGCCUGCAUCGAGUGAAAAAGGCUCCAGCAGUAAUUGCUCGGUGCUUGUUAUAGGUUAUUGGGAAGCGUCCCAAGUGGAAAAGUAUGUUUCCGACUUACCCAUAUAUCUGUGGCAGAGUAUUACCUGUUUGCGGUUAAAUCCUUUAAUUUCUACAUUACAAAUCCGAUACUUACAUAGAACAGCAGUGCGCAAUGCCAGUGGAGGAGCCUUAUUUGUGCACAGAGAUAGUCCUGAAAAUAAUCCAGAUACUCCAUUUGAGUUCACACCUGAAAACCAAAAGCGAAUAGAAGCAAUCAUAAACAACUACCCAGGGGGACACAAGUCUGCAGCUGUCAUGGCAGUACUAGAUUUGGCUCAAAGACAGCAUGGAUGGUUGCCCAUAUCGGCUAUGAACAAGGUUGCUGAAAUUUUAGAAAUGCCUCCCAUGAGAGUGUAUGAAGUAGCAACCUUCUAUACAAUGUAUAAUCGCAAACCUGUUGGGAAAUACCACAUUCAGGUCUGCACUACCACACCUUGCAUGCUGCGAGACUCUGAUAGUAUUUUAGAAGCCAUUAAGAAGAAACUUGGUAUAAAAGUUGGGGAAACAACACCUGAUAAACUCUUCACCCUGAUAGAAGUGGAAUGUUUAGGAGCUUGUGUAAAUGCACCAAUGGUACAAAUAAAUGACAAUUACUACGAAGAUUUGACACCUAAAGAUAUUGAAGACAUUAUUGAUGAGCUAAAAGCUGGCAAAGUUCCCAAACCUGGCCCAAGGAGUGGACGUUUUUCUUGUGAGCCAGCUGGUGGCCUUACUUCUCUGACCGAACCACCCAAAGGACCAGGGUUUGGAGUUCGAGCUGACCUAUAAGGAUUUUUGUAAUACAAGAUGAACUGUCUGAAAAUAAUAAAGUAACUUUAAUAUCAGUAAAAUUA